Pollicipes pollicipes is the source of this 1346-nucleotide messenger RNA. Its product is annotated as gamma-soluble NSF attachment protein. The record is from RefSeq and is a predicted model, not a curated record. The transcript is spliced from 10 exons. The coding region runs from base 132 to 1121 and encodes 329 amino acids. Gene Ontology annotation, cellular component: vacuolar membrane; SNARE complex. Gene Ontology annotation, molecular function: syntaxin binding; soluble NSF attachment protein activity. Gene Ontology annotation, biological process: intracellular protein transport. NCBI's taxonomy places the organism in Eukaryota, Metazoa, Arthropoda, Thecostraca, Pollicipedomorpha, Pollicipedidae.
UUGAUCAAUAAAACUGAGUCUUAGGCGAGGCAGGUUAAUUGCGGGACCUGUCUGUCAGACCCAUGAGCGCAUUGCGUUUCGGUUAGGGAUCAGCUAGCUUCUCAUCGAGAGCGUUUUGACUUCAUUGAAUCAUGUCAAGUAAGAAAGAAGAAGCCUUGGCACACAUAAAGGAAGCUGAAAAAUACCUGAAAACAUCAUUUUUUAAAUGGAAGCCAGAUCUAGACUCAGCUGCAGAUGAAUACAACAAAGCAGCCACCUGCUACAAGACGGUGCGCGCCCACGCCGAGUGCCGCGACUGCCUCGCAAAGGCCGCCAACUGCCACGAGCAGAACGGGUCGCUGUUCGCUGCGGCCAAGUGCUACGAGCAGGGCGUGCUGAUGAGCAAGGAGCUGGCCGACCUGCCCACCGUCAUCACGCUCUGCGAGCGCGCCGCCAAACUCUUCCAGCAACACGGCAGUCCGGAGUCGGCGGCGCAAUGUCUGGAGAAGUCGGCCAAGAUUCUGGAGACGUCGAGGCCGGCCGAUGCUGUGCCGCUGUACCAGCGCGCCACCGAUGUGGUCAUGCUGGAGGACCGGCCGCGCACCGCCGCCAACUACACCUCGAAGACAUCCCGGCUGAUGGUGCGCCUGGGUCGCUACGAUGAGGCCGUGGUGUCCGUCCGCAGGGAGAUGGGGUACCAACAGGAGCUCGAGGACGCCGCGCAGCUGGGCCGCCUGACGGUGGUGCUGGUGCUGCUUCACCUCGCCAGGGAUGAUGUGGUCGCCGCCAGGAAGGCCUUCGACGAGUGGGGCAACUACUGCGAGGCCGAGGAGGUGGGCACGCUAUCCCAGCUGCUGGAGGGCUAUGAGGAAGAGGAUCCGGAGUUGGCGCGCCGCGCCCUCGGCUCGUCGUUCAUCAAACACAUGGACAUCGACUACGCCAAGCUGGCCGCCAGCCUGAAGCUGCCCGAAGUCACGGCAAACCCGCAGGAGAAGUCACCGACGGCGGAGGCGCAGUCGACAGAUGCUCUGGCGGCCAACUUCCAACAGAGCGUCUCCGUGUCGCAGGGAGCGACGGGUGCCGCCGCGGACGUCGUUCAGCACGACGACGAAGAUGAUGAGUACGCUGGCGGACUGUGCUAGGUCCGCGGCUACGGACAGAGCCGGACGGGGCGCGGUGCGGUGCCGGUGUUGCGGCGGCUACGGUCAAUGUUGCAGUGGUUGCGCUCGCUUCACGCCGCUGGGCUGGUCCUCGUUGCCGUAUGGGUUGACGACGGCUGCCACGGCCGCUGAGCAGUCUCUGUGUGACAUCGGGCGGUCGCCGCGGCCCGGGCGGGUCCGCGGCCGACACCACGGCCGCAGGGGUCC